AUGCUCCUCCCAUGUCAUCCAAACGCUGCUGCUUUUCCACCGUAUCCGCUCCAUCCGCUGCAUCCGUCCACCGCGCGGUCGCCCGAACAGCCACCGCCGGCGCGGUCGCCCGUGGCGGCGGUGGCCACCGCUGCGGCAGCGCGCGUGGCGCGGAGGGCGAGGGCGGCGGAUGCGAAGGAAGCUUUGGAAAGGUCCGCAGAGGCCUUGCGAAAGCUCCAACAGCAGUGGCUCGAGUUCGACAGCGGUGAUGACGAGUCUCAGCGGCUGAAAGAGCAGCUGACUGAGGAUGAGAAGAGGAUCCGAGAGGCCUUGAAGGAGUGUCCCUACGGCGACCCGGCUGAGACGUGGAUCCCGCAGCCCUGUGCACAUCCCCUCGUGGCGGCGCACGGCGAGGUGACCAAAGCCCUCAUCGAAGCCGAGCUCGCGCGACUGAGCUGCGAGACGUCUCUGGAGCCGCGUGCUGCGACGGCUGCGCAGCUGCGGCGGUCGGAGCUCCACUUGCGACUCUUCCAGGUGUCGCAGGCAGAAGAGUUGCUCCAACGCGCCCAUCCGCUCCUGGAGGGACAAGAGCGUUUCAUCGCGGAGGAGCUGCUGACGAACUGUUUCAUGUGCGAGUCCUUGAAGCGAAGACCCUCGAUGACUGGAGAGAUCGGAGCGGAGGAGGCCCGUUUGCUGGAAGACUUCGGCAGGAGGAUGAGAGAGUGCCAGUACGACCCCGCCACCGUGCUGCGCUGCACCGGCGCCACGUCCUUGAUCGACUUCAGCGACGACGCCCAGCUGCCGGGCUUCGCACAGCGCUGCUGGGAGCGGCAGCAGAGCGCGGAAGAAGAGGAUCGAGGAUUGGUGUACUUUAUCCAAGUCUUCCUCCUGCGAAGGCAAGAGCCUUUGGAGACGCUGUGUGAGUUGCUCGGUGAGGAAUGCUGCAAGCUACUGCUAGAGUUGCAAGUGGUCUCGUGCAUCCGUGAUCCCUACCACCUGCUGAGCAUCGAUGAUGCGGUUGCCGCAGUCAGUAGCGAUGCUUCGGGCAUCAGGUGCUUCAGCAACCUCCGCCUUUGGCCUAGAGAUGAUCUGCUAGUGGCCACCGAUGCCCAGACUUGGCCGGACCCGUCGGUGGGCUUUGAGCCGGUGAUGUAUUUGUCGGAUGAUUCCUUGGCGCUCUUGGCCGCGAAGCCCGAGGUCAAAGAAAAGAACCUCUUGGACCUUUGUUGCGGCAGCGGCGUUCAGGGCAUCGCUGCGCUGCAGCGUGGCGCGUCCUCGGUGACCUUCAGCGACGUCAAUCCGCGGGCGCUGCGCUUCGUGCGCUUCAACCUGGCCUUGAACGCUUUGAGCUCCAAGCAGUACAGGUGUUGUCUGGGAGAUGCUUACGCCCAAGUGGAAGGUGACAAGUUUGACGGCAUCUUGGCAAAUCCGCCCUUCUUGCCGAACCCGGACAACAUCGCCUCCCAAGCCGUGGCGCUCUACGGCAACGGCGGCGCCUUCGGGGAAGACGUGCUGCGGAAGAUCGUGGCGAAGGCUCCGGAGCAUCUGGUCCCAGGUGGAUGGCUGCUCAUGGUCACUUAUGCCCCGAACGCGGAAGAGAUGCCUCGCCGUUUGCAGAGGUACUUGACGGACAGGGCGGCUCUCAGCCUCCGCCUCCGGGUGGCCGCGGGGAACGAGCGAGAGGCCGAGGAGUUUCUACCCGUGGCCAGCGAAGUGGAAUCCUAUUUCUAUCCCAAGGCCUUGGACGAGGUCGGCGUGAAGACCUUGGCCGAAGCCUUGGUCUUCCUCCGCUGCGACGGCGACAGCCUCGGCCGCGACGGUGGCGCUUCGUUGGAGCUCCGCGAGGAGCUCUUUGCCGACGAGGACUACCUGCGGCAAUUUGGACGUCAAACGCAGCUGAAGCAAUGA
Molecule: messenger RNA, 1887 nt
Organism: Durusdinium trenchii
Lineage: Eukaryota; Dinophyceae; Suessiales; Symbiodiniaceae
Source: the annotation of a GenBank genome assembly